UGAUCUCGUAAUCAUGGCUGGGCGUUGGGACUGGACUUUUUCCAUCACGUUCAUGAUUACGCCAGGUGGUCGAUACGAGUUGCUUCAAACCCCAGCGGAUGACACGCAGUCAUGAGCCGAACCAGACUGCGCAUCGCGGUUUGGCUAGCAUGCCUCGCCGUGGAUAUGACAGCAGCAUCGGCCUCCAUACAACUUGUCGCCGUGUCGAAUGCGACUUCACCCGGGGUAACAUCGCCAGCCCCCCUUGACCCGGCAGCAGCCGCAAUGGAGCAGAUGGCAGCCUCAUUAUCCCCAUGCGCAUUGAAUUGCACAACGACUGAGGUCGCAAAGUCAUCCUGUAACGCAACCGACUUCGCGUGUAUUUGCGCGAACCAACUGCUCAACAGAAACAUUGGCGCAUGUUUGGCACAGAAUUGCACCGUGACUGAGUCUCUACAGGCACAGAAAUACUCGAAAACGUCUUGUAGAGUACCCAUUCGUCGCAACACGGAUCAAGCUCCCAUCACUUGGACUCUCUUCUCUAUUGCCUUGGUGGCUCUAGCUGCUCGACUGAUCUCCAAAAUCCCCUCUCUCAAUCCUGCGUUUUCGUUCGGCUGGGAUGACUGGUUAAUCCUUGCUUCCACGUUGGUGCUGAUACCAGCAGACAUCGGAUCGCAAAUAUUGAUUGGCAUAGGCUUGGGACAGGACAUAUGGAUGGUAACGCCAGACAAUAUUACCCAGAUACUCUUGCUCUUUUUUGUGGAGGAGCUCCUCUACUCAUUUGUCGUCGCUGUCACCAAGCUGUCAAUUCUCAUCUUCUAUCUGCGUCUAUUCGCCGAGGCCUGGUUCCGUAUUGUUUGCUAUGCUAUGAUAGGAAUUACCACAGUCUAUGGCGUUGGGCAGAUACUAGGUAUCGUCCUCGUUUGCUCACCAGUCAGCUACAAUUGGACUCAAUGGGAUGGGGAGCACCAAGGAAGAUGCGGAAACGUUAGUGUCAUGGCAUUUAUCAAUGGCGGAUUGAAUAUUGCCAUCGACCUCAUUCUAUUCAUCCUGCCGGUCACUCAAUUCAUCACUGUCUCCUGGACUCUCAAGAAAAAGAUUGGUGUCAGCCUCAUUUUUCUGGUCGGUCUAUCGGUGACGGCCUCUAGUGGAAUCCGGUUAGCUACAUUGGCAAAGUUCGGCGGAACUCAAAAUCCAACUUAUGAUUACAAAGAACUGUCGAUUUGGUCGCUGGUUGAGAUGCAUAUGAGUGUCAUCUGCGCGUGUAUGCCGGGGAUGACUUCUUUUAUUCGACGCGUAUCCCCCCGAAUGUAUCGAUCGAAGCAGUAUACUCCCCAGCCGCGAACAGGGCGCUCCGUCGCUCGCCGGAUUCAAGACACUUUGGCACGCAUCACUACAACCAGGAUCACGGUCAAUCGCUCAGGCUGGGAGAGCUCACGAGCAACCGGGAAGAGCAGUGGCACGGAGAGCUCAACCACUACCAGCCCAAGACCAAAUGAGUACAAAGACUACUUGGCUUACGCAUCAUACGCGGACGGGGAGGAAAGGGGAACUGAGUUGGGCACGUUGAGGAGUAGAGAAGUUACAUAAACAUUGAUUAACUUGUCGCAGUAACUUAAUACGAGAAGAACGCAUAGUUGAGAAAGAAUC
Colletotrichum godetiae is the source of this 1629-nucleotide messenger RNA. RefSeq lists its product as uncharacterized. The transcript has 9 exons. Lineage: Eukaryota; Fungi; Ascomycota; Sordariomycetes; Glomerellales; Glomerellaceae. The record is from RefSeq and is a predicted model, not a curated record. The coding region runs from base 112 to 1569 and encodes 485 amino acids.